GGAAAGCGAGGUCGGGUGGGAAUUGGUUCAUUCUACAAUUAUCCAACAUCCUCGGCCAAAUUCCAAGUCCCCAGUUUCUGUUUUUUUCAAAUGUGCCCAAGGCAGGAGAAGAAGCCAUCCACGGUCCCAUUAUCAAAUCGAGCGAGUUUAGCUGCAAAGCAGGCGAGAUGAUGUAACGCCUUUCUGAGCUAAUUGUGCGAGAGACCCAGAGAUGUUUCAAAUGCAAUAAAAAUUAUCUGAAAAGAUAACGGUUGCUUUAUUCUUUCGUGAGAAGAUCAGUCGCCAGUAGCUUUCUCCCCUUGAAACGAUUUAAGAUGCUAACCGCUCUAAUCUUGCUACUCGCGGCUUUGGAAACUGAGUGCAUUUCGAAUGACAACGACAUCGUUGUCAACAGCUACAGGCUUUGGAUGAAGCUAAAUGAUACGGAUUUCUCAUACAAAGGGACUGUCAGCGUAAAAUUCAAGACGAUGUUGGCUCCGAAGAAGCUGUACCUCAACGCGAUGGGCCUAAAGGUCCUGUCGUCCAACAUAACUGUGGACGGAUUGUUCGACUUUCCUCACAAACUAUCUUCAGAAAAUAACAAAUUUGUUGUGGUCGAAGGUUUGAGCCCUUUCUUCAAUCUUUACCAUUACACGCUUAGCCUAGAAUUCGAAGGCCAUGUUAGCGACGGACUGGACGGUUUUUACAAGGGGAAUUACGCCGAUCUUCAAGGGAAUUUAUGGGAAUACGCUCUCACCAAAUUCGAACCGGAUAAGGCAAGUUUUGUGUUCCCUUGCUUCGAUAUCCUCAAGCUAAGAGCACCGUUUCAACUGACGUUCACCGUCCCAGAAAAAUGGACCGUGAUAUCAAAUACACCAUCCAGCAAAGUCGAAUCAAACGAAGAAGGAUGGAAGACGAUAACGUUUUUGGAAACACCUACAAUGCCGAUUUAUACUUUCGCUUGGCUGGUCUUUGACAACAGGACUUUCACGGCGGUGAAGACUAAAUCAGUAGGCAACAUCACUUAUUCCGUUUACGCCCAGAACGAACUCGAGUCAGCGGCGGAAUUCGCCAUCUCAGUCAUCCCCGAGUUGGUGUCGAAAUUUGAAAGUUUCGUCGGGAUCCCGUACGCGCAGGGAAACUUGGUGAAAUUGGACUGCCUCGCCAUUCCGGACCUGUACUCCUACGGGAUGGAAUCCUGGGGCAUUGUUCAAUUCAGGGAUUACAAGCUUCUAUUCGACGAGGCAACAGACACCACGGAAGUAUUGCAGGACAACUUUCUACUAGCGGCGCACGAGAUUACCCACCAGUGGUUCGGCAACUUGGUGACCCCCUCGGAAUGGAACUUUAUCUGGUUGAGCGAAGGUUUUGCCAGGUAUUUGGAAUAUUUACUGGUUGACAUGAUUAAACCAGAAUGGAGGUUGCCCGAGCAGUUUGUCACCGACGUGCUUCAUGUCGCGAUGAACGACGACGCGCCAGACCGAGAAUGGCACCCUUUGGUACCACAGAGCGGUGGACCUUUUUUUGACCUUAUUACAUAUGGAAAAGGCGCUUCUAUUUUGCACAUGGUAUCCUCUUUUAUGGGAAGGGAGGCAUUUCAAAACGGAGUCAGGACAUUUCUCAACACAUGUGUGAAUCAGUCCGGACUUUCGAACCCUGAUGAGCUUUACUCAUCCCUGUCGAAGUAUUACGGGGCGGGGGGUUCUGCACCGCCUUUGGUCAAAGUCUUACACAAAUGGACAACGUCACCCGGGUUUCCGAUACUUAACGUCAGAAGGGUAGGAGAUAAUUUGGAAUUUUACCAGUCCAAGUCGGAUAAAACGAAAGAAGAAUUUGAAACGUGGUACAUUCCAAUACGAGUGAUUACGGAGCAGCCUAAAUCCAGCCCGAUGGAUCUGUUUUGGAUCGGGGGCGAGGCGGAUUUAACGUUCCCCGUCAAGAUUGAAGACAUGGGAAAAUGGUAUUUGGUAAAUCCAAACCAAACAGUUUAUUCCCAAGUGAAUUACGAUGAAAAUAACUGGAAGGCGAUUAAAGAAGACAUGCUAACGAAUCCUCAGCUCAACCCCUUGACAAGGUCUCAACUUGUACACGACGCAUUCUCCCUUCUUGAUUCUGAACAUUUACAAGAAGACGUCGCCUUCGAAUUCAUCGAUUAUCUGACAGAGGAGACGGAUUUCAUUCCCUGGAAAACUGCUUUGCGAAAAUUACAAGGGAUAAGUGUCGCCUUCUACAGUUCAAAAAAUAUCGAGACCUGGAAGUGGUAUGUCAGGUCGCUGAUCGACAACCUGGUAAGCUCGAUUGAUUUCACUAAUCUUAGCGACGACGAUCAUCCGACGAAACUUCACAAAACGAACGUCAUGAAACACGCCUGUCUCUACGAACACCCAAUCUGCAACGAGACCCUCCAAUACUACUACAAUAACGAUACUGCUCUUCAGGGAUCGCCCGAUAUGGCCGACGCCCUCAUGUGCACCAUGAUAAAAUACGGCGACACAGAAACAUGGGAAACGUUAUUUACAAAAUAUAAAGAAUCCAGGCUUCCAGGAGAAAAGCUAAUGAUUUUACUCAACCUCGCAUGCACCAGGAAUGAAUACAAUUUGAAGAGGUUAGUGAACGAAACCUUGGAACCCAGCGAAGUCAGAAAAGAGUUUCUAACUGAUAUGUUCAUAAAAGUUAGCAGUUUUCCCGGAGGCGCGGAGAUCGCUUUUAGAUUAUUGGUCGAAAGCAGGGAUGUCAUCUUAAAAAAGGCGAAGUUUGUAACAGUACCAAGUCUUUUCUACACUGUUUUGUACGGUGGCGUUGAUUCGUCACUUAUUCAAAAACUCGAGGAGUUUAACAAUGAAAACCACAUUGGAAUCAACAUAGAUGAUGCCAAAAAAAUCUUAAAGCAACGGCAAAUUGUCGAAGCACGGGUUUGUAAGUAUUUGAAAUGCCCCUACAAGGUGAGCAGUGGUGUAAGAUUGGAUCUUAACUUGUUCAUUUACCUUGUCGCAUUUUCCUUAUUACUCUUCUCCCUAAGAUGAAAACGAAGGGAAAUCUCAAGUCAUGACUUAUUUAUAAUAGCGUAAAUGUACAAAAUAUAGGAAUUUUAGUUUGACUUUUCUAUUAAUUUUCUAUAGAAGGCAAACUUUCUAAUAGACUUAUCAAAUAGGGCAGUCCCUGUGCAAUAAUAUUUCAUUUAUUAUCUGUAUGUAUUAUCGUUCUGUUUGUAUUAUAUGAAAUAAUGAAAUAUAAUUUUACAACAA
Messenger RNA from Cimex lectularius (bed bug), 3224 nucleotides. RefSeq names its product thyrotropin-releasing hormone-degrading ectoenzyme-like. Gene Ontology annotation, molecular function: peptide binding; metalloaminopeptidase activity; zinc ion binding. Gene Ontology annotation, cellular component: cytoplasm. Lineage: Eukaryota; Metazoa; Arthropoda; Insecta; Hemiptera; Cimicidae. The record is from RefSeq and is a predicted model, not a curated record. Gene Ontology annotation, biological process: proteolysis; peptide catabolic process. The transcript is spliced from 15 exons. The coding region runs from base 315 to 3002 and encodes 895 amino acids.